Molecule: messenger RNA, 2399 nt
Organism: Bactrocera latifrons
Lineage: Eukaryota; Metazoa; Arthropoda; Insecta; Diptera; Tephritidae
Product: MICOS complex subunit Mic60
Exons: 11
Coding region: 1-2100 (699 amino acids)
Biological process (GO): cristae formation
Cellular component (GO): MICOS complex
Source: RefSeq, a predicted model, not a curated record
AUGUAUCGGCUAGCACUGAAACGACCAUGCCGAGACGCCAUACAGAUCACAUUGAGCCAAUAUAGCCGAAAAAACUUUAGCAAUGGCCUGCCACCUAAUGUACGAGAAGCAGGUUUUGGCAAAGUGUUGGUAUUUCUAUCGCCACUUGUCGCUGUCGGUGGAGUAAUUGGAUACGCGAAAUACGACCCGAAAUUUCGAAAACAAGUCGAACAAAAUGUUCCUGGUGCCGACUACGUUUUAAAAGUUGCUUUAGAGUCAAAAGAUCCUCUUGAAGAUAUAAAUAAGCAGUUUGAUGGUGUCAAGAAACAAUUCAACAAUGUUACGAAAACGAUUGAUAGCGCCACAUCAACUGUCACUGGUUGGUUUGGAGGCUCCGAAAAACCCGCUGCUAAGCAAUCAGAAGUUGCCACAACGAAAACCUCCUCGCCAGCAAAACCAAUUACAGCAAGUGCUUCUAAAGAAGCGUCGCCUGCCGCAAAGCCUGCUACUGCCAAACCUAGCGAACCUGUCAAAAUAAAUAAACAACCUGAGCCUUUGCCGAAGGAUGUGACCGACUUGGAAAAUGCAGUAGAGGUUGCAGCUGCGCUAGCUGUAAAAGAAUACAACAAAGCGAUUACUAUUCUCAAGAGCUUUAACAAUGAUGUACGCAAAGUCGUUGAUGAUGCCAUAGAUAAUGUUGACAUCUCGAGAUGGACUUCCUUAAGGAACAAGACAAGUGCUCGCGACACUUCCGUUGCUACUGCAGAAAACUCUGCACGUGAAGCUAUUGACAAAAUUGAAAAGUGUGAGAUUGCACUAAGCCAAGCUGCAACCGCUGAUAAUCAUGAGCAAAUCACUACCAUACGCAAAAAAAUUAAAACAUUGGUGGAACACAUUAACCACGUCAAAGAUGAAUUAUAUCAGCAUAAGGAUCUUGCCACCGUGUCCGAAAAAUAUUGGAGAAACGUGGAAAAAGCACGCAACUACUUCGUUGAGGAAAUUGAGUCCAUAUUCCCCGGUUUAAAUUUGGCGGAUCAAAAACUAAAUAUGUCAAAGGAAGAUUUGGAUUUGUUUAUCAUGCAUGCUUACUCCCAUGUACUGGCUUACCAAAAAGAACUGCAACGUUUGCAAACCGAUGGUGAACUUAAGCUAAAACGUGUCAUAGAUACUUUCCGCGGUGAUAACGAAUCGGAUGCAGUUAAAGCCCAAUUGGAUUAUCACUUGGAAGCUGAGAAGCGAAAACUGGCACUCGAACAACAUAAGAAAAUUUUCCAAAUCCGAGCUGAUGCCGAAAAACAAUUGCGCCAACAAUUGAAAAAACAAGCUGAAGCACAUAGUGAUCAUUUGAACGAUGCGAUAGCCAUGAAGGAAAGCGAAAUGAAGCGUAACUUCACACGUGAAUUGGAAGACAAAUUGGCCACGGAAAAGGCUAAUUAUAAAUUACAACUUGCGGCUAUGGUUGGCAAAAUGCGCGGCAUGGAUGCUGCUCUACAAGCGCGAGCUGAGUCGGAGCGUUCUGCUCAUCAAGCGCAAGCACUUUGGGCUGCCUGUCAGGCCUUGUGGGCUACAGUAAGCACUGGUGAACCUGGCGUACACUGGCGCAACAAAUUGCGUCCGCUGAAGAGUGAAAUCAAGGCGAUUUCUAAAGUGGCUGAGGGCGACGAGCUGGUUUCUGUUGUCAUACAAAACCUACCAACUGCCGCCAGUGAGCGUGGCGUGUUCACAGAAGAUGCUUUGCGUGAACGUUUCAUUAAUGUAGAGCGCGUUGCACGCAAACUAGCGCUGGUACCGGAAGGCGGAGCUAGCCUCCCCAUCUAUUUCCUGUCAUACUUGCAAUCAUUGUUCAUUUUGAAGCCUGAUAAUCCCAUUUCUCAGGAUGAAUUGCAAAACAAACCAUUUGAUUACAGUAAAUUGGAUACCUAUGAUAUUUUGAACAGGGCUAGGUAUUUCGUUGACCGUGGAGAUCUGCUGCAGGCCUUGAAGUACAUGAAUCUGUUGCAAGGCGGCGCACGUCGCGUUGCAUGUGAUUGGUUAAAUGAAACGCGUCUAACGCUGGAAACCAAACAAGCUGCCAAUACGUUAAUGGCCCAUGCUGCUGCAAGUGGCCUGUUAUAUUUGUAAAUUAAAAUAUUGAAUUGACUUAAACCACAAAAGAUGAAGAAAAAUCGAUUGCAUGCGGAAGUCAUUGGUAUCAAUCAGUUACUGUAUUUGCAUUAUACUUAUCCGGCAAAUUAAAUCAACGCUUUAUAUAAUUGUUUAAAAUUCAUUUUACAUAGUCUUUUUUAGUUUUUGAAAUUAUGUCUAAUUUAUAAUUGUUUAUUUAGUUGCGCAUUCCGAAUGUAAAGAAAUGAUCAAGUUGUUGUAAUGUUUAUAAAGAAAUAAAGGAAGAAACACGUACGCAAUAAUAAGAAGGUUGAAAA